AUGAGUCCCAUUCCGUUGGUUGAGAUUGGACAGAACACCAACCGUUCCGCGUAUCUUGAUCCUGUCGCUGACUGCGACGCGUCACUCCCAGUUCUUUACCAUCACCUAUCUCUUCGUAUUCCCUCAUCCACAAUGGCCAGACGUUAUGACAGCCGUACAACGAUCUUCUCGCCUGAAGGACGGCUCUAUCAAAUCGAAUAUGCUAUGGAGGCCAUCUCGCAUGCCGGAACUGUGCUAGGCGUCCUAGCGAAGGAUGGUGUCGUUCUGGCCGCUGAAAAGAAGGUCACUGGAAAGCUACUGGAUUUGUCGAGCGCGAAGGAGGGAGGGUAUGGUGGAAGCGGGGAGAAGAUCUACUUGUUGAACUCAAAUGUCAUCGGCGGCGUUGCAGGCCUGACGGCAGACGCCAACUCGCUGGUCAACUAUGCACGAACGGCGGCCCAGAGACAUCUCUUAACCUACAACGAAGACAUCCCCGUGGAGGUGCUCGCCCAAAGAAUGUGCGACAUGAAGCAGGGUUAUACACAGUUCGGAGGUCUACGACCAUUCGGCGUCUCCCUGCUCUACGCUGGCUACGACCCCCACUACAAAUUCCAACUCUACCAUUCUGAUCCCUCAGGCAACUACUCUGGGUGGAAGGCGACGUGCAUCGGGGCAAACAACGGCACAGCGCAGAGCUUGUUGAAGCAGGAGUACAAGGAUGACAUCGAGAUAAAAGAUGCGAUUGGGCUGGUGUUGAGGACGAUGAGCAAGACGAUGGACAGCACGACGUUGGGGAGCGAGAAGCUCGAAUUUGCGGUUCUGACGCUCGAUCCUGCAACUCAGCAGCCCAAAGCCAAGAUCUAUCGACCGUCUGAGAUCGAUGCCCUGCUCGUAUCAGAAGGGUUGACGAAGAAAGACGAAGAUACGGAGAUGAAGUCUGCUUAA
This is a messenger RNA of Cyclocybe aegerita, 924 nucleotides long. The record is from the annotation of a GenBank genome assembly. Lineage: Eukaryota; Fungi; Basidiomycota; Agaricomycetes; Agaricales; Hemipholiotaceae.